Molecule: messenger RNA, 4979 nt
Organism: Haliotis rubra (blacklip abalone)
Lineage: Eukaryota; Metazoa; Mollusca; Gastropoda; Lepetellida; Haliotidae
Product: diacylglycerol kinase epsilon-like
Exons: 10
Coding region: 212-1783 (523 amino acids)
Molecular function (GO): ATP-dependent diacylglycerol kinase activity
Source: RefSeq, a predicted model, not a curated record
ACGGAAAUAAACAUUUCCUAAUGUACACGCUAUACGCUGAACAUUCUAGGCAUGUUCGGAGAUCGCAGUUUCCUCCCACCAGUCAGUGACAGGUCACAAAAUACACGUCAGCGUUAGCCAGUGUUGUAUAACACGCAUAUACACAGGAGAUGUUGUUAUUGGUGGUUUCAAGUCGUCUCGUGGCGGGACAUCAGAAGAGGUUUCACUAGCGAUGGAUGAUACGUACAAGGCCAUUGGGGCAAUGUUGGCUAUGCUCUUCUUUGUGGUGUACCUGUCCCGCUUGUACCGACGAUACAGACUCAGACACUAUGAAGUGCCUGUCCGAGAUAUACGUAAGGGGCAUCGAUGGUUCAUGAUGGACCUGUUCACAGAACCCACAUACUGCAACAUCAGCGGUUACCACAUCAUUCACGGGGCCAGGUGUGACUCGUGCGGCAUCAGCGUGUACGACCACAGCAUGAGAGCAGCAGACAAGAAGUUCAAAUGUAAACAGGUGUGCAUUAAGGGGGAGGUAAUGCAUCACCAGUGGAUUCCAGGUAACCUCCCCUUGUGCAGCGUCUGUGAUGUGUGUGGUGAAGACUGUGGCAACUCCCCAGAGCUGUGUGAUCGGCGAUGCUGCUGGUGUCAGCGAACCGUCCAUGACGACUGUACACCCUCCACCGAUAUCUGUGAUAUGGGGGCCAACUGUAAAGAAAUUGUACCUCCAAACUGCCUUGAACUUAAGUGGGUAGGGCUCAAAGGUCGUAAACAUCUCAUUGUGAAGUCUGUCCGCAAACCUUCCAUUCCAGAAUGGUCUCCCCUGAUUGUCAUAGCUAACAGGAAGAGUGGGAACAAUGAUGGGGAACAUGUUCUGCAAGCAUUCCGUGCAAUACUGAACCCAGCACAGGUGAUAGAUCUCCAUGACAUUCCCCCGGAGAGUGGCCUUGAGUGGUGCCAUCUUCUCCCUCUCAUCCCUGUGCGUGUCCUUGUGUGUGGGGGUGAUGGCACCAUCGGCUGGGUCCUCAAGUCUAUAGAGAAGCUACAGUUCAAGAAGCCCCCACGAGUGUGUAUAUUACCGCUUGGCACAGGAAAUGACCUGUCUAGGGUGCUGGGAUGGGGUGAAGGUUACACAGGAGAUGUGCAGGUCACGGAUGUUUUGUCUCAGUUGAAGAAGGCCCACCCUGUAGCCCUGGACAGAUGGAAAGUUGAGAUCAGUCAUGAGAAACACUUUGGAAUAUCAGUGCCCAAGCUGAAAAGGGUAAUGAUGAUGAACAAUUACGCCUCUAUUGGUGUUGAUGCACUAGUCACACUCAACUUUCACAAGCGCAGGGAAAGUUGGCCAUGGCUGUUUGCUAACAGACUCAUCAACAAGUUUGCGUACUUCACCUACGGCACCAAGGACGUCCUGGAGAGGGAGUGCAAGCAGCUCAACAAGAAGAUGAGGGUUGAGUUGGAUGACCGUGUCCUUGAACUUCCUGACAUUGAAGGCAUUGUCAUCCUCAACAUCAGCAGCUGGGGCGGUGGUUGUCGCCCAUGGGAACUAGCGUCUGAUGACCUUGACUUUAAACCUGCAAGCUAUGACGAUGGUCUGCUGGAAGUGAUGGCACUGUAUUCCUCCUUCCACAUAGCACAGCUCCAGGUUGGGCUGGCUGCGCCGUUUAGACUCGGACAAGCCAGGAAGGUCAAGAUCAGUCUGCACGGUGGGAAGGCCCCAAUGCAGCUGGAUGGGGAACCAUGGGAACAGCUCCCAGCAGAGAUCAUCAUCACACACCACAGUCAGGCUGCCAUGAUGGCCAUCAGCUAGGGACACCUGGAAGGAUGGGAUGGGAUGAUAUAGAGAAGUGUGUGUCACUAGGGGAUAGUGACACAAGGAGGCUGAGUGGUGGAGCAGUAGGUGUUGUCUGAGAGGCUGCCUUAAGGAACUGUGUGGUUGUAGUAGCUCCAGAGAAGAGUUCUGGACUAGUAGUAGAUGUUGUGCUGUAUAGGUACAUAUCUGUGUAAUACAGGGGUGCUGGCUACACCCCGUGUAACAACCUCUCAGAUAUAACCAAUGAAUAUAUUCUAUGUGAAUCUCAGUAUGUGGCCAAUAUUUUACUGUACUUAAAGCAUCAAGGUAAAACACAAGGGAUACUUUACAGAACUCUUUAUAUGAGGAUGGCAAUGAAGAACACUUCAGAAUAGGACAGUGCAGAACACUUCAGAUUAGGACAGUGCAGAACACUUCAGAUUAGGACAGUGCAGAACACUCCAGAUUAGGACAAUGCAGAACACUUCAGAUUAGGCUAAUGCAGAACACUUCAGAAAAGGUCAAUGCAGAACACUCCAGAUUAGGACAAUGCAGAACACUUCAGAUUAGGACAAUGCAGAACACUUCAGAUUAGGACAGUGCAGAACACUUCAGAAAAGGUGAAUGCAGAACACUUCAGAAAAGGUGAAUGUAGAACACUUCAGAUUAGGACAAUGCAGAAGACUUCAGAUACACAGUUGUGUACAUGUCUGACAGUGGCCAAAGAUUCCUGUGUUAAAGGAAAGACAUUAAGGCUUUCUUAAUAGAAACACACAGGACAGCCUUCCCUGGUAAAGCCAUCUGAUUCUCAUCCCAGGUCACAAAUUCAAACAGUCAAACUUACAGCUUUAAAGCAAUGUCAUGACGAGGCCAGAGCAGAGAAUCUUCCAGACGUAUCUUUAUUAAAAGAAGAUGUUGGAUUGGUAUGUGUAGAUUACUUGUUUACUCUGUACACCUGGUGGUGAGAACUAUUUCCAGGUGUUACAGUACUGUACAGUAUCCAGUACAGUGUUGUACAGUAACACCUGUCAAUAGUAUGCUUUUGCUGAGUAUCUUCUGUACGUAGUGUUGUGAGGUGUGUCACCUGUCGUUUGUGUAACUGUGUGUGUCAUCCAUCGUGUGUGUCACCCGUCGUGUGUGUAACUGUGUGUGGAUCCCACCCAGGUGCUGGUCAUCUACUCAUAGGGAAACUUGUCCUGUGUCCAGUGCAAAUAUCAGCAAUGUUGUUGUGCUAUGCUUUGCUUUGCUUGAUGACUAGCUUGGUGAAUUGUUGUAUAUCUUUCCUUUGUGGUCAUGUGCCCAGGGCUGGUGAAGGCAGUUACAGACCAAACCUAUGAAGUGUUUGUGGACAAGUAUUCAGCAUCUAACCUGCGUUAAGACUUUCUGUUUACAGUUUGGUUGGCACUGUCGCUAAGAUUUUAUUUCUGUAUGUAGUGAAUGAUCUUAGUCGGCUUGUCAAAGAACUUUACAAACCUCAGAAAUUUAGCAGACAUGGCAAAGACCAAUUUUUAGGUGACUUGACUUUUUAGACAAGCCAAAUUGUGAAAAUGAUUUACGUCUUACAGCUUGCAUGUCAUAUGGUUAUAUAUUUUCUCAAACAUUUUUAAAUGUACAUGUGUAUAUCUGUUUAUACCUUUUGUACUUUUUAUUUAUUAUUUUUUUAUGAUCAUUUUUAAUUGUUUUAUGGGAGUUAUGUCAUGUUUUUCUUUCCUUUGAAUUCUUACCAACUGGUAUUUCCUUUGUAGUGAAUAGUGGUCAUGCAUAUUACAACACCUUGCUAAAGUAGAUCCUUUAUUAAAAGAAGGGCAGAUGAAGCAUAUUUUUGUGCCAUUCUGUAUUGUUCUACUGUAGACAUCUUGUCUUUGUGAGAUUGUGCCAACAUUUUAUAUUUAUUUUGAAUUAUACCCUUUUUCACAUAAUGUUUUACAUUUCCACCCAGGUACAUCAUAAUUUGCAUUACUGUUGUUUUAUCGGAUGAUUGUUAGGAACAGGUAUGACAGGGUCAUGUCCUGGGGUUCAGCUUAAAGCUGAGAGAGAACUGAGUUCAGAUGGCCUGAACCAUGCUGACAGUUCAGAUAUUUCAGUCAGAUGUUCAGUUCAGUGCAAUACCAUUCUAUUUAUGUACAGAUGUAAGCUAUAGUCAUGACGUUUGAUCGAUGUUGUCAUUUAAAAUGCAAAAGGUUUUUUUAGUUUUUUUAAGUCAGAUUUUGCAAUUUUGUUACAAAUGGAUUUUAUGUUAAAAUCAUGCUGGAUGUUACCGAUAAUUGAAUAUGGAAACAUUUUUACCUGUCAAAUAUAAAUGGAACACAGUUAAGCAGUACCUGUUUGCACAUGUAUGUUUAUAUAUGUUGUUAACAUAAUUCUUUGAGACAAUUUGCACCAGUUUGGCCUCUUUUCCCAAUGUUAAACCCAAUGUGUGCUCAAAGUUGUUACAUUUACAGAUAUUUAUUUGGGAAACAGGUAGUUUGAUUAAUGAAUACAAUAUAAAUUUGCUAUACUCUAAGUAAUUGUCAUGUUGCAAACUGAUCACAGAAAUGGUUUUAGUUAGGCAAGAAGUUUACCACCAGUCAUUGUUUGCUCACUAUGAAAUGUAUUUGGUUGACCACUGCGUCAUGACAACAGUGAUGCUCACUCCAUUAACCACUUGUUUUCCAUGUCAACAUACCUGGCAGGUUGCCAGGAUACAGCCUUCAUAUGGCUGCAUUUAGCAUAAAAAAGUCCAUCUCCAGUGGAGAUAUUGCGUGAAUAAUCAGUCUGACAUACAGCUGUAACUUUGUUGUCUCCAUUGUGCAAUACUGUGUAGACAUAUACAGCAUUUUGUUAUAUAAUGCAUUAGACACAGGUUUUAAUAUACAUUAUUUGGAUUUAUCGAUAUAUUGUGUUUGUGACUUGGUAAACCAUGGUAAAUACCUCGUAUAGACAUUGUACAGUGUGCUCUGGAACCAAAUACUGGGAAUGGAACCAAAGGCCAAUACAGAGAAAUCUCUGAAGUAAGAUUGAAGUACCUUUAUUCACUGAGAUGUUACAGAGGAAUCUCUGAAGUAAGAUUGAAGUACCUUUAUUCACUGAGAUGUUACAGAGGAAUCUCUGAAGUAAGAUUGAAGUACCUUUAUUCACUGAGAUGUUACAGAGAUAUCUCUGAAGUAAGAUUGAAGUACCUUUAUUCACUGAGGUGUUACAGAGGAAUCUCUGAAGUAAGAUUGAAGUACCUUUA